Molecule: messenger RNA, 745 nt
Organism: Gasterosteus aculeatus aculeatus (three-spined stickleback)
Lineage: Eukaryota; Metazoa; Chordata; Actinopteri; Perciformes; Gasterosteidae
Product: proteasome subunit beta type-6-B like protein
Cellular component (GO): cytoplasm; proteasome core complex
Molecular function (GO): threonine-type endopeptidase activity
Source: RefSeq, a predicted model, not a curated record
CUGCGGCUCCUCUGCGCGUCUCGAUGCGCCUGAGGUCGCUGUUCGGAGCGUCGCCUCCUUCUUCUCUUUCGGUUUUGCUGUGAAAAUGGAGAAACGCAGCGUGGACUCGCGGGUCAGAGGAGUCAGCACAGGGACCACCAUCCUGGCUGCCACUUUUGAUGGAGGGGUUGUGAUUGGUUCAGAUUCCAGGGCUUCCAUUGGAGGGGAAUAUGUGUCAUCUAAGACCAUCAACAAGGUGGUCCAGGUUCAUGACCAGAUCUUCUGCUGCAUGGCCGGCUCACUAGCAGAUGCUCAGGCCGUCACCAAGGCUGCAAAGUUCCACCUGUCCUUCCAUAGUGUCCAGAUGGAGACCCCUCCACUGGUGAUAGCAGCAGCAUCGGUGCUGCAGGAACUGUGCUACAACAAUAAAGAGGAGCUGCAGGCGGGCUUCAUCACAGCAGGCUGGGACAGGAAGAAGGGCCCUCAGGUGUACGUGGUGCCUCUUGGUGGGAUGUUGGUCGGUCAGCCGGUGACCAUCGGAGGCUCAGGCAGCACCUACAUCUACGGCUACGUCGACGCCAAAUACAAACCCAACAUGAGCAGAGAGGAAUGCCUGCAGUUUGCCACUAAUGCUCUGGCUCUCGCCAUGGGCAGAGACAACGUCAGCGGAGGCGUGGCUCACCUUGUGGUCAUCACGGAAACUGGGGUGGAGCACGUGGUUGUCCCCGGCAACAAGCUGCCCAAGUUUCACAACGAGUGACAGCGU